GGUCGAUUCGGGCAGUAACAGUCUCGGGGUGAUGUAUGAAGAUCGAUCGCCAAUGGAGUUCUGGAAUCCUGUGCUUGGGUACUCCUUAACCCACACUGACUGAAAGAACGAUGGUGAAAUUCAAGAUGUCGUGCCUUCUGGAAUGUUUUGACCACGGGAGAUGAUGCGGAGAACCAUCCCCAAACGCUGUCUCUCUAACUUGGAAAUGUGUCCUUCGGCCAUCCUGUCUCCAUCUCAAAAUAACUCUUGGUGGCGGGUCUAUUUCUUUUCAAUAAAUGUCCUGCCCCAGUGACAAAUUCCUCCCUUCCGCUCUCCUAAGGAUCUCUACGCAAAGAUGCGACUUAAUUGUCUAAUAUUAGUUUUGCUGGCAACUGCCAGCCAACUUGUUUCGUCCUGGCCUAAUGGAAAUUUCACUUAUCGAGUACCAUUCGCUCCGGGUGGCGGGUCUGCGGGUAUCGCAGAAACACAGUCAAGAUACAUCCCUCAAGCGAAGCUUUUAUACAAGUCCAUCAACAGUGGAGCUACUGCCUGGGCGGACAUGAAAAAUGAUCCCAAAGAUGGUUCAAUCAUUACUUUAAUCAACUUGCCACAUAUUUAUAUUCAACCCUACGUUCCUGAACUUCGCGCCAAUUACACGCCAGAUGACAUUGCCAUUGCCUACAUCCACACAUAUACACCAUUGGUGCUUCUCGUACCAAAACACAACAGCACUAUUCUCACUUGGUCAGACUUUGUCGCCGCAUGUAAGACCCGGCAUAUAACGGUUUCCGGUGCUGGAACCGGAACCGUUUUCGAAACUGGCUCGGGUCGUUUGCGACAAUUGGCCCGCAUCAAGUUCGAUUACCUCUCCGCCGGAACAGGUGCAACUACUGCCAUCACUGAGAUGCUCAAAGGAAAGUAUGAUGCUGCGUGGACUACCACACCUGUCGUGAAAGACCGAACAGAUGUGCGUGUACUGGCAAUUGCUUCAGAAUACGAAUUCCCCACCAUUGAUGCUCCCACUUUCCGGACUUUGGGCAUCAACUACAUUGAUGGUAUCUACCGCGGUGUUGGUCUGCCUGCAGGAACACCAGAAAGCGUCAUGAAGGAAGUUUCCAACUACUUUAAUGCAUUGAACCGCAACAAGACCUUCAUCGCUGAGGUCCAGGCAGACAACGGCGCCUUAAUGUUUAUGCCAUAUGACUCGCCUUCCUUGAACUAUUUCACUGCAACGUACCGAAAGUCUAUUUACAAUGUGCUAUUCCCUACCGACCCGAUCUCCCGUGGGUCCAUCUACGCCUUCUUUGCUUUUGGCGGCCUGGGAAUUCUGCUAUGCCUGGCAUCUGCUAUUUUCAGCUUCAUCUUCCGUAACACUCCCGUCAUCAAAGGCUCCAGUUACUUUUUCAACAACAUUAUUAUCUUUGGCAUUGUUCUGGCGUAUGCCUCGGUGAUUGUUACGAGUCUUCAAAUGCCAUUGAAGGGUGUCACUGAACGUACCCUCAGCGCUGGCUGCAAAGCCCUUCCCUGGUUGCUUGGCUUGGGCUUCGACAUAACGUUUUCGGCCAUCAUUGUCAAAUCAUACCGACUCUACAGAUUGUUCUUGUUUACUGCUUCCAAGAUUGUCCAGUUCGACGCAAGCAAUCUUGCGAUUCUGAAAUGGGUGUUUGGAAUCUGCGGCAUCAACGCCAUUGUCUACCUCGUGUGGACGGUGCAAGACCCACUCUCUGCGGAGCUAUUGAGUAUGGAUGGCGACGACACCUUUUACUACAGCUGCACUUCCGAAAACGCAUCCGCGUAUUUGGGUGUUGUGCUGUUAUUGAAAUACAUCAUGCUAUGCUGCUGCAUCUUCUUUAGCGUAAAGCUUAGGGAUCUGAACGCCAUGUUGAACGAGACCAAGGCCAUUGCCGCCGCAACAUUCUCCACCACCUUCGUCUUGACUGUUUGCUUGGCUGUAUAUGCCCUCGUGAGCAGCUUCGAGGGACGAUACAUAAUUCUGGUCGGGGGUACGACUGUCGGUGCCACAACCUGCCUAGGAGCUCUCUUCCUCCCCAAAGUUAUGGUAGCCCUCUUUAACCCCGACGCCAACACCUUUGACUACAUUCGUCGUGUUGUGAAAGGCUCCGACUUGUCUCGUGGAGCUUCCUCUGGUGGAGAAGGUGCAGCUCGAUCGGGCUCGAUUGACGCCAGAUCAACGGGACGUGGCUCAAUGGACCUUUUCACAUCGAAUCCUGUUCUCUUACACCCACCACAAAGUACAAUCAGUAAUUCAUCAAUGACGCCUAUUUACGUGCAGGAGGGGCGUGCGUUCAACCGUGAACACCGUGACCGAAUCAAUGCUCUUGCUCGUGUUAUAUGCAACACUGCCUCUGAAGGCCGUGUGAGCGAAUUCCAAAACCAUGUGGGCAAAUUGGCCCAGUUUGCCUCUCGGAUCCGCGUCAUGGCGACUGCUAAGAGCCGUGCUUUCUCUAUACCCAGCAUCAAGUCGGGGGAGCAAAUUGCUGAAGAUGUUGAUGAGCCUUAGAAGGCUGAAUUUGAGGGGUGGUGCUUCGACUUGUAAAGAUACCUUUACCUAGACUACUUGUUUUUUGUUCUCACUUAAUAGCAUUUCUCAGCGUUUUUUCCAAA
Molecule: messenger RNA, 2604 nt
Organism: Spizellomyces punctatus DAOM BR117
Lineage: Eukaryota; Fungi; Chytridiomycota; Chytridiomycetes; Spizellomycetales; Spizellomycetaceae
Exons: 9
Coding region: 335-2500 (721 amino acids)
Biological process (GO): gamma-aminobutyric acid signaling pathway; G protein-coupled receptor signaling pathway
Cellular component (GO): membrane; G protein-coupled receptor heterodimeric complex
Molecular function (GO): G protein-coupled GABA receptor activity
Source: RefSeq, a predicted model, not a curated record